AUGGCCGACGACGGGCGUCGCCGCCCACCGCCGCCGCCGCAGUGGGCCGACGCGCUCGGGACGUACAAUCCCAACUUCUCCCUCACGCCCCAAGUGCUCGCGAUCAUGCGCGCGUUCUUCGCCGACUUGCGGCCGGACGACGAGGGAACGAUCAGCCGCGAGGCGCUGGCCGACGAGAUCGCGCGACUGGCUCCGAGUCUGGCGACGGACCAGCGCCUGGACAUGGCCCCGCGGGACGAGCGACUGGACUUUGCUGCGUUCUGUGAGUGGGUCAUGCGGUGCAAGGCGCAGCACCCGCAGUCGGUCCAGAACGUCUACACGUCGUGGGCGACGCAGCUCGCGGCGCUCGACUUUGGCCUGAGCGACGGCGAGAGCCUCUUGUUCGACUGGAACCACUCGGCGCCGCCGGCCCACGAGUCACUGGCGCGCGAGACAGUUCCGUGCGAGAUUGUCCAACUGUUGCAACGUCGGCGGCUCGCGCGAAAGCGGCCCGAAAGCAGCAGCAGCAGCGCCGGCGCGCCAAACGUGCGCUCGCAGCACGAGCACGAGAUCGUAUCUGGUGCCGACGGUGGGCAAAACGGUCGUCUGGACGGCACAGGGCCAGCCCACGAGGCAGUGUGGAAUCCAGCGGACCGCAAGCUCGUCGAUGUAGCAGCGGAUCAGACCGUCGGAGCGGACGGAAACAAAGACUCGAUGCUGACGGUCUCCAAGUCGUUCCUUGCCGGUGGCAUGGCAGGCAUUGUCGCCAAGUCGGCUUUGGCUCCUCUGGACCGCAUCAAGAUCCUCUUCCAAGUAGACGACCAGCGCAAAUUCAAUUUCCGCAAUGCUCUCCGGAUGGCCAACCAAAUAUACGUCCACGAUGGAUUCCACGCACUGUUUCGAGGAAACAUGUUGAACAUCCUGCGCGUUAUUCCGUACGCAGGACUACAGCACUCGGGCUUUGACUUCUUCAGGCACAAAUUCCACGCGCACAACUUCAAGAAAGCAGAAAAAGAGGAGGGCGCUCAUGUGCCGAAACUCAGCAAUGUGCAGCUCGUGACGGCCGGGUCACUGGCAGGAGGAGUCUCGUUGAUUGUGGCGUACCCGCUGGAUAUCGUACGCGCGAGGUACAUGGUGCAGAUGGGGAAGCACCGCUACACUAGCAUUUGGGAAGCUGUAGUCACGAUGUACAAGGUCGAUGGUAUGCGGUCGUUCUCACGCGGACUGUUGCCAUCGCUGCUUGGUACGCUGCCGUACACUGGCAUCGGGUUUUCGCUAAACGAGCGAUUCAAGGCGUGGGCGCUUGAGUUUCAGCACCGGCGGUUGGAGCGGAAACAUGGGCAGAGUGUGCCCGGUGCAGGCCUGAACACGUUGACAAAGUUUGGUUGCUCAUAUCUCGCGGCAUGUAUCGCACAAACCAGCACGUACCCAUUAGACACAAUCAGGAGACGUAUCCAGACCGACGGCUACGCUUCGCGAUCUCGGGCCGAAAUUCGAUAUACAGGUGUCAUUUCGACGGCACGAACCAUUCUUGCGCGAGAAGGCUGGCGGGGUCUAUUCAAAGGCGUGUCAGUAAACUGGAUGCGGAGUCCAGUAUCAACUGGCAUCAGCUUGACGGCAUACGAUAUUCUAAAGGAGGUGAUGGGGGUCGAAAAAAUAGAGUGA
Messenger RNA from Hyaloperonospora brassicae, 1644 nucleotides. Lineage: Eukaryota; Oomycota; Peronosporomycetes; Peronosporales; Peronosporaceae. The record is from the annotation of a GenBank genome assembly.